Chelonus insularis is the source of this 630-nucleotide messenger RNA. RefSeq names its product INO80 complex subunit C. Gene Ontology annotation, cellular component: Ino80 complex. Gene Ontology annotation, biological process: chromatin remodeling. The coding region runs from base 141 to 515 and encodes 124 amino acids. The record is from RefSeq and is a predicted model, not a curated record. NCBI's taxonomy places the organism in Eukaryota, Metazoa, Arthropoda, Insecta, Hymenoptera, Braconidae. The transcript has 4 exons.
UAGUAUUAUUAUUAUGUAUCCCCUCUCUUUGUUAUUUAUCAAUUCAUGUAUUGAUGUGAAAACGUAAUAAUUACAUUUAUAAUAUAUUACGAUCAUUUUUAAGUAGUUACAUUCAUGAACAUAUUUUUUUAAGGGAAAACAUGGUGACAGAAGAAGCAACAGAAAUAAAGAGGCCUUUACCAGUAUUUAAAAACCCAUCAUUUCAACAGAAAUUUAGACCAAUAAGUAUAUCAGGUAAAAAACGGACUUGGCGUUCAUUAAAACAAGUACUUGCUCAAGAGCGGAGUCUACCUUGGCCUCCGGAAUUUGUUCAUUACAGUUCAAUAAAUGCACCACCCAGCUUUAAACCAGCCAAAAAAUACUCAGACAUCUCAGGCUUAUUAUCCCGAUAUACGGAUCCACAAACAAAACUCUAUUACUCAACUACUGAAGAAUUUUCAACUGUGCGCAGCUUACCAAUGGAUAUCACUGCAGGGUAUCUUGCACUUCGUGGAGCAUCUAGUAUAGUUGGUUAAUUUACAUUAAUUAAAGAGGUUUUUUUAUUUAAAAGGAAAAAAAACAUUGAACUUUUUAUCGCUUUUAUAUCAUAUUUUAUAUCAUUAUUUUAUGUAUUUUAUUUUACAUAUUUGA